CUGGUUCAUUAAAUGUGUUCGGUCUUAAAGCUCUGAUUAACACUUUUAAAAGUUGUGUUAAAAUAAGUCAAUUCUCUAUAACGACCGCCCAGGCCAAAAAUUGUGAACACCGAAUGCUGCGAGUGGGCCCUCUGGAACUGUCCAACCGACUCUCUAAAGAUUUUGGGAUUUGAUACCAGCAUGAUUUCAUCUGAUCAAACCUCGCCAACUAAAUCUCGUCCAUUGGUGGCACCACCCACCCUUGUGCUCGGCGGAACUGGCGGCGCCCAAGACUCACCUCGCGCGUCGGGAUUCGUGCUGAAACCGUCAGCCCUAGCAGCUCAGACUUCAAAUCUCAAAAUUUAUAACACACCUACCCGUAUUAAUAACAAUAAUGGAAAACCAACUGAUAGGUUGCUUGCGGGUGAGGAUGACACCACCUUGGCGAAAUCCAUGGAACAGAAAGACACCAACGCGGAAAUACCUUGUUCCGAAAAAUCCGUCCCCUCAAAAUGUGCCAUGGCGGUGGAAAAAAGGGACUCUCCAGUAGCAGCUAAAAAAGAAUCAUCGACGGACAAUAAAUCUGAGUCUGGCGUAUUCAAGUCGGAUACAGAUAUAGGCGAAGUGGUUUUUGGCCAAAAUCUUGAUAACCGUGUCACGAAUGUGAUUCUUCCAAAGCCUGCAGAAACUAGCAAUGAGAAAGAGGGGUUUGUGUUUGGUCAAAACCUGCAUGAACGGGUUGCGAACGCUGACGUAUCAGAAGUAAAAACAGAAUCGGUAAACUCCAGUGAACUGAGCUUCGCCGCCGCGGCGUGUGAAAAGGAGGGUUCAGGUGCUGGAAUAGGAGAUUUAGAUGGAGGUUCUGACGGCGCUGCAAAGGGAAAAACUGGAGAGAAACGUACUCUCACGGAGACUGCCGAGGAACAUCAGCUAAGGCUUGAAAAUGAGGCAAAAAAGGGUCGGCUUGACGAAGUUGAAGUUUUAACAGGAGAGGAAGACGAAAGCAAUGUUCUACAAAUUAAUUGCAAACUGUACAUCUACGAGGAAGCUCAAUAUCAAGAGCGUGGCAGAGGCGUAUUGCGAGUUAACGAUAAGCAGAACCCAGAUGAUGGCUCCAUUCAGAGCAGAGUUGUAAUGCGCACCCAGGGCAGUCUACGAGUGGUGCUGAACACUAGCGUAUGGUCUGGAAUGAAGGUGGAGCAUCCAUCGGCGAAGAGUAUCCGCCUAACCGGUCAGUCACCAGAGGGUGUGAUUGGCGUAUUCCUCGUUCAGUGUAUAUCACCGAAGGAUGCGGAUCAGCUAUUCCAUGCACUUGAAUGGCGCGUUCAGGCGCUCAAAAAAGCACAACAACAAGGCCAACAGCAAGAACCGAGUCAAAAAAAUAAAAAAGAUCCGGUAGAUGACGACGAUGAUGAUGAUGAUGACGGAGAUCGGGAAGAUGCUGAAGAGGAGGAGGGUGAAGACGACGAUGAAAAAGUUGAAGUUGAAUUGGAACGUAAACUCGAUAGUGGAUCGUCUGUUGUUGAUCUAAAAGACGAGAGCGAAACGGCUAGCGGUAAACAUGACGACAGGAGUUCAGGAGAGGAGGCUGGCAACAGCAAUAGCAACAACAUGCUUCACUACGAAUAGGCAAUGGUAGUAUGUUUAUAGAUCACUAUGUGCUGUAUUGCAAGUACAUAAGAAACAUGAAAUGGCAAAAACCGGGAAUUAUAUACACAUUAACAACAAUACUGACAAUACAAAAUAAUAAUAACGAUAAUAACUCCAAAUAGUAACAAUGAUAACUAGUAAAUCGCGCGCCAAUCUGAGCGUGGUGGAAGUGUGUAGAUUAAUUACGUAUCAAUAGUGACAAUACAAAUGCCGACAUACAGUGUAAUUAUAUCAGUAAAAUGAAAUUGGGAAAAGGAGAAUUAAUAGCGAAGCCGUGAGAAAGAAGGGAUAUGAAUAUAUAAGACUAAUGGAACAAUGACGAUAAUAAGAUGUCAUAAAUAUCGCUAAAACGGGUAAACUGCUUUACAGGCGCAUGAGAAAGCGUUUCGUAUCAGUAACUAUAUUAUGACUGCCAACAUAUUUAGAACAUGGGAAGUAGGACGAAGUUUACAUUAUAACUUGAAGCUAGAGUCUAGGCUUGCUAUUUUAAAGUCUGCUGUUCUAGCUUUUACAUAUGGCUAUCGUUACGUCGUCAUUGGCAAAAUGACAGGAAGAGAAGAAGCAACAAUUAUUUAGAGGAAGCGUCACUCAUAAACCCCGUCUUACACGGAAAAUAUUGAAUAAAGAUGAAAAUAUACACGUAUGUUAAAAGUUAUGAACGAACACAUGAAUUGACAGCAAACGGGCUGACACGGACGUGUGAUGCCCCGACGCCAAGUAAUGGGCAUUGAGGAACGAGAUCAGAUUACUAAAAGAAAAUACGGAAAUGGCAAAAUAUAUCGAGAGAUGGACUGCUUAGCAAAAGCGAUACCGAUAAACACGGAUUUGAGUUACAAAAAAUUAUAUUGCUAGUAUUUGCUAGGUUGAUUUAGAAUAUGAACAUUAGGGAUGAAACGGUGAAUUACAAUAGUUGGAACACAAGUUUGAUGCGACAUUGACGUAAGCACCUGUUGCGUUCACUUUAGAUACCAGCUGACCCCGUUCCACACUUUUCCCUCUGUGACUGUUCUUAAAAACAGCGACGCACUAGGCAUAGCCUCUAAUAACACAUAAAAAAAGCAAGGCAUUAUCUUUGAUCGUUGUAACAUGAUGAUAUGCAUAUAUAAGAGAGUUAGGAUCAAAAAGACGAUGGAUAAUUGUGCUUUAAUCUGCGAUUACGAAAAUAUGUGGAAUUCUAGAUAAUGAUACGAACAUGUUUUCUGGUGGCCAAGAGCAAACUCCAAAUAGAACGAAAACAUAUAAGUAGUUACAUGUUAAAACUCCCAUGGAAGCCAGAAAUAUAACAAUGGCACGUACUAGUAAAAUGAUCUAAGGGCAAAAACCGAUCGCAGAUUGAUGUCCAGGCAUGAUGAGAAAGAUAACAAAAAGUCUAUAUUUAAAGGACUCUUUGCCAGCAUGCGCACACAUUCUUAGAUCUAUUGUUGUUGCCGCUUGAUGCUGCAUCCGCUGAUCGCCUUAGAAAAGAUAAAACUAAUUAUGCUAGGAACGAAUAAAACAAAAAUACAGAAGUAUAUAAGUCAUAGCUAUCGCGAGCUUAAUACACUCAGAAUUAUGAUGAUACGCAUUUGUGCGGGCUAAAUAAUGAUUUUGUUUAUUAAUUAUGGUUAUGAUAAUGAUGGUGAUAAUGGCAGUGGCUAUACUUAUGUGAUUAAACAAAGAAAGGUAAAACUGGUCGGUCACUUCAGGAAGCCGCUGUAAAGUAGUAUAUAUUGGCAAGAUGCAUUGUACAAUUUUAAUAUUGCGCCAAUAUUGACUAAUAAUACAUUGGCCAGAAACCAUUGAAUCCAGAACAGCAUAUGCGAAAAUGUACGUUAUGGACGAUGACCAACGGCUACCUGUGUACAUUUAAUGCUGUAGUUUUUACUCUAUGUUAUAAGGGUCUCCUCCAGGGUGUAGGCAUAUGUAUAAAUAAGUUUUAGAAAAGUUGCAUAACAAAUAACACUUCAGGAGAAUAAGCAAGGCUUACGAUAUUUAGUUUUCUUAAAUUCUCAUAAAUUUUAUAAGCUGUAAGCCUAUUUUGCUUUUUGAAUUAUUAAAUAGAUGAAGUAGGCAUGCAUUUCUAUAUUCUGGCGGGAGGGCUAGGUAGAGAGGGCUAUGCUAUGAACUUAGGUUAAGCUUUUCUUAUACUACGACAACUAGAGUCUAAAAAAGUUAAAGACCAUUAUUUCACUGUUUUUUUGUGAAUAGCUAACGUUUCUUUCUAACGUUUCAGCAACAAGAUCGCGGGAUUAUUUUUCAAAAGAUUUUGUGUAAUCGACAUAAUAGUGUCUGGAGUUAAACUAAAAUUGGUUUACAAUAUAUUUUCCUGACUUUUUUGAAAAUAGUGCUUUACUGGUAAUUUGCUUUGCGAGAGCUAUUCAUUAAGAUUAAGAUCGUGUACGUUUUGAAGUUCUCACCUAGAUCUUUAUUGGUGAGUCAGCUCGUAUUAAUUACACAUUGAAGAUCAAAAAGCACUAUUUAAUUGCUUCUAAAUCCGGAAUUCUAUUGAGACUUUUAUAAAAUAUCAUCACAAAGCGAGAGGAUAUUUAUAAUCCCAAUUGUUUAGCUAAAAAUUAUAAACACUCUAACCAACCAAAGUUAUGACGCCAAAGGAUAACUCUCAUACGCAACUCUCGCAUAAACUUUCGACCAGGUUUUUGAAAUCUAAAUAAUUGGCAAUGCUAAUACUAUACAGAUACUAUUCGAGAUGUUAUUCGGAGCGAAAAUUGAACCUACAGCCAACUGUCGGAUAUCAAUUACUCAAACAAAAUAGCCCCUAUCCGAUUUAAAUGUUUGAGUUGCCGGGCUCCCUAAUUUAUCCACUAAAGGAGAAAACAAAGAAAAUACAUUGAAAGUUAGUUUAGGCUACGUCGGACAAAUGCUCAACAAGUAUUCCUUGUGAGCCCUGUGAGAACCAUCGAAUCCCAGAUAUACUGUGUACAACAACAAAUAGAUGAAAAUAACACAACAUAUUAAACAAAAUUGCGCCAUUUUAUUGUGUCAUUCGUUAUUUAGUAAUUAUUCUUCCCUUAGGUAUGUCAGAUAAUUUUCGGCAAUAAUUAUAUUCUAUCUAAUCCUAAAUCGUGCGCUCGAUAUAACUGAGGUAUUGCUACCACCGUUAUUAUAUUUAAUAAGCUAGACAAUUAUCAUGAAUAUUUAAACUUUUCGCUAUUGUCGAGAUUUACAUUCUUGCUUCCGAUUUUGACUCCUGAUCAACUCAGAACGCUUACGGCGUUAGUAAACU
Varroa destructor (honeybee mite) is the source of this 4852-nucleotide messenger RNA. RefSeq names its product ran-binding protein 3 (gene RanBP3). The record is from RefSeq and is a predicted model, not a curated record. Gene Ontology annotation, biological process: protein export from nucleus. NCBI's taxonomy places the organism in Eukaryota, Metazoa, Arthropoda, Arachnida, Mesostigmata, Varroidae.